AUGAGAGGCAUACUUUUUCUAUUCCUAAUAUUUAUUCAACUACCAUUUCUAACAAAAUCAAUAAUUAUUAACCAAUAUCCCGAAUGUAAACCUCCCAAAUAUUCUUCCGCAAAUUUUCUACCAACAACUUUCGUAUUUGUGAUUGAUAGAACAAUGUUUUGGAAUACGGUAUGUUAAAUUGCAGAUGCGCUUCACUUCUCUUUUGCGUCUCUAAAAAAAUUUUUAAAAAUGUUUGCAGUAUGAAUGUUAUUUAUAUCUUCUCAAAGCAUUUUCUUGUGAAAUUCCUGUCGAUGAAAAAUUGAAAAUAAUAAUUUUUCAUUAUUCUGAAACUGAAAAUUAUAUCGAAGGACCUUUGGAUAGUGAGCAAAUUGUCAAACAUAUUUAUCCAGUUGAAAAUGAACAAAGUGAGUAUUUUUCCGGGGAGGUGACUGAAUAGAAAAAUAUAUAUGAUCUGUGAAAAAGAAAAUGCUAUGACUACUGUAGAUUUAAUACAAAUUAGAAGCUAUUUUGAAGCCAAAAGUUCAAGCUACUGUAGAUCAAUUUCAUAAAUUUUGAGGGCGAAAUUCGGGGCCUAAAAACUACAAUAACCCAAUUUUUUGCAGAUCAAUACAAUUAUGGCUACUGUAACCGCUUCCAUGAUGCAUUAGAUGAACAAAAAUCGAAUUUUUCCGAUAUUUUCUCAAAAUACCAGAAAAAUAUUCAAAUAAUAGUUCCAUUAAUUGAAGAUUCAGAUGAUUCAGAUGAUACUCAAGAUUGUUCAAUGAUCAAAAUUUUCAAAAAAACUUUCCAAAAUGUUUCAAAUGAAAAUGUGAUUUUCAAUGGAAUUAGUAUAAAAAAAAUGAAACAUGAGAAGGUUAAUGACGAAGAUAAUGUAUUUUUGAGAAUCGAUGAUAUUUCUGUAUUGGAUCCGAGAGAGAAAUUGAUCAAGGAUGAUGAAGCCGGAAAUCAAUAUGUGGGGAAUGUCAGGUUUAUUGUGCAAGCAUUGGCGAAUUUGUGAGUUCUUUUUCGGGAAUUUUUAAAAUAUUUGAAAGUUUGUUUUAGCGUUGCUAGCAAAAUUUCGGACAGUGAAAAUUUUAUCGAAGAAUUGGCGCUGAAUUCUACAGUAAGUUGAAGGGUUUUUUGGAAAAAUCAAAAUUUGAAGAAUUAAAAAUUUAGUUUCACAAGGAAUGGUUUUCAAUGUUCCCCCAAGGAAAAAAUCGAGAGUAUGUGGAAUGUUGAGGGUUCCCGUGGGUAAGAAAAACCCUAACGGGAAUAAGGAGAAAAAUGCCUUAUUCUCGAGAAAAAAUGUAUUUUAGGUCGAUUUUUACACCAUUUUUUGAUUUUUAGAGCAUCUGUAACUCGAUUUUGAAUCUAUUUCAUGAACUUUUCAGUCGUGGAAGUUGUUCAGAAUGGUCGAUUACGUGUUUGUGAAACUUUUUAUCAAAAAAUUAGACAUUUUUUGAAAUUUGGUUUUUUUAGUCGGGGUUUUUCUGAUCAAAUGGUCACCAAAAAACACAAAAAAUAAUUUUUUUCCAUUUUCAAAUGAACGGAACUUGAAAAAUUUAUGACGGUCAACAGACGUAAUUUGGUCCGUAGAAUCCAAAAAUCAUAGUCUCGAUUCACACAAACUUCUCCUUCACAACGAAAACGUUGAUUUUCUAUGAAUUUUUCAAACUGGAUUUUUGAUUUAGUGGACUUUUGGGACCAAAAUUAUUUUAUUCCUAAUUUUAGUCGGAGUAAUACUAAAGUACGCCGUUUGCGCUACAAAUGGAUUUUUUAGACUGACAUUUUUCAUUAAUUUUGAAAAAAGUUUCGAUUUUUCUAAAAAAAUUUCAUCGCAAAAAUCAAUAACACCAAAAUUUUAUAAAACAAGGCAUUUUUCUCCUUAUUCCCGUUAGGGUUUUCUACCCAUGGGAACCUUCAACAUUCCAUAUACUCUCGAUUUUUUCCUUGGGGGAACAUUGAAAACCUUUCCUUGUCAGAAAAAUUCAGCGAGAGAAUUGAAAAUUUUAGGUUUUUAAAAAUACUGUUGAACUUCUAGAAAAUUCUGUUUUUCAGAAAAAUCUGAGAAUCUUAUUAAAGAAUUUUUAAUUCAAAAAAACUCCCUAACAUUUUUUUAAAAAGUUUGUAUCCCAUUUUCUUCCAGGAUUCCUCAAUUUCCCUAGAACAACAGACCGAAAACGAUGAAAACAAGGCAAAUCUCAUAUUUAUCGUAGUUUUAAUUCUUGGAAUUCUCGCAGUUAUCAUGAUUGUAGUUUGUCUAAUUUGCUGGUUUUUCAUGUGGAAAAAAUCAAAAGACAAAAAGAAGACUCGAAAAUUGAAAAGCAGCGAGCCAUCAAAAGAAAAUGCUCAAAAAACUCCACCAAAUGUUUCAUUGUCUGGAAUUGAUAGUAUUGAUGAGUAUUAUGUAAGUUAUCUGAAAUAUAAAUAUCAUAUUUUUGUUAUUUUUAUAGAUUUCUCAAUCUGCCGAGCCCACAACUGGUUCAAAAAGCCGUGAGCCAAUUUUCGCAUCUGGAAGUCGUGAACCAAUCCAGCCUUCAAGAAGCCGUGAGCCAGUCUAA
Molecule: messenger RNA, 2540 nt
Organism: Caenorhabditis angaria
Lineage: Eukaryota; Metazoa; Nematoda; Chromadorea; Rhabditida; Rhabditidae
Source: the annotation of a GenBank genome assembly